Molecule: messenger RNA, 1231 nt
Organism: Nicotiana tabacum (common tobacco)
Lineage: Eukaryota; Viridiplantae; Streptophyta; Magnoliopsida; Solanales; Solanaceae
Product: 1-aminocyclopropane-1-carboxylate oxidase homolog
Source: RefSeq, a predicted model, not a curated record
UGUCACUCGCAUGUGCUUACAAAUAUUUUAAAAUGACCUUAUACUUGGUGUCCAAGUAAAAUUAACUCUAUGGUCACUAUAAGAUGCUUAUACUUAUAACCAAAAUCUAAAUCAUCCUUGUCUCUCUUUCUAAUCAAACUUUUGUGUUUCUCAGUCCCUUAUUUCUUAUUUUAGGACAUCCAUUUCUUACUUGUUGUAUUUCUGUUUCUUAUUCAAAGUGCUCGAACCAGAUAUCUCUAAUUAAUUAAGAGCGGAGGAUUCUAACUAUUCUACCACACCUUUAGGCCAAAAUGGAUGUCUCCAACACACAACAAAAUCUUGCAACUUCCCAACCAAACUAUGAUAAACAAAGUGAACUAAAAGCCUUUGACGACACAAAAGCUGGUGUCAAAGGGCUGAUUGAUGUUGGGAUUACUAAAGUACCUCGAAUAUUCAUUCAUCCAGAGGCCUUAGAAAACCCCUCGAGCCCCAAAAAAACAAGUUUUAUUUUCCCAUUAAUAGACCUUCAAAACAUGAAUAAAGAUCCUAUUAAGCACAAAGAAAUAGUAAGCAAAAUUAGAGAUGCAGCUGAAACAUGGGGUUUCUUCCAAGUGAUCAAUCAUGGAAUUCCAGUGUCAGUAUUGGAUGAAAUGUUGCGAGGGGCACGUCGUUUUCACGAGCAAGAAAUCGAUGUUAAGAAGCCAUACUAUAGUCGAGAUGUGGCGAGGAAGGUAAUGUACAACUGCAAUUUUGAUCUGUUUAGUGAGAAACCUUUAGCAGCAAAUUGGAGAGACUCACUUUAUUCUGUUAUGGCUCCAACUCCUGCUAAGCCAGAGGAAUUGCCUGAGACGUGCAGCUCAUAUCAAAUGACAAGUACAAAAGCAUAGAGCACAGAGUGUUGACAAAUAAAGUUGGCCCAAGAAUAUCAAUAGCAAGCUUCUUCGGCACAGGGCCUUUGGCAUCUUCUAGGAUUUAUGGACCAAUUGAGGAGCUAUUAUCAGAAGAUAAUCCUCCAAAGUAUAGAGCAACUACAUUGAAGGACUUCUUUGAAUACUCUAGCCAGAAAGGACUUGAUGGCAAUUCUAAUUUGUCUCAUUACAGAAUCUGAAACUUAGAUGUUGAGUUGAAAUAAUGUUUUUAUGAUUUAACUGGUACGUGUGAAUGGAGAAUGGAAGAGGCGCCUCUUGGAUUGUACCUCUCCGUCUCAUCAUUUUAUUAUCUAUAAAUUUAGGGGCUUGACCUCAUUUUUACA